AGACGCACUAAGUUGAGGCAGAAUCAUGAGCUUACAGCUGACUGUGAAGGAGGAAAUGGUGGAGAGGUUUCUGGAUGCAGCUGCCAGAGGAGACCUGAUGCAGGUGUCCAUGCUGCUGUCUCAAUCACCCUCACUCAUCAACCACCAGGGACACAACAGCUGGACAGCACUGAUGUUUGCCGCUCGUAAUGGACACCAUCAGGUGGUGGAGACGCUGCUGUCACAUGGGUGUGACAAGCUAUUAAUGAACAGCUCUUCGCAGACUGCCUUAGACAUCGCCAAAUUUUGGGGCCAUCGACACAUCGCCAACCUGAUAGGCUGCACAGAUGACCAUCAGCGCAUCUUGCUGAAUGCUGACCUCAGCCAGCAGGAGAACUACUUUGGCAGAGAAACACUGGACAGGCAGAGUGAGAAACGAACAGAUGUGGUCUGGUUGGAAUCCAAACAGUGUCACCCAGACUCUGUGUACCUCCUGUUCUCCAAGCUCAGCCCAAUGGUCAGCACUUCCCAGGACGACGAAAGCACAGAGGGUGAGACCAAGCUGUGUCGAUUCAGAUAUGAAGCAGUUAAAGACCUCCUACAGAAACCAGCCACAGUUCUCAUUUUUUUAGGAGUGGAGAAGAGGGGAAAAUCCUCCUUUUCCUCCUCUCAGACCGUCUGGGAGCCUCCUGCUUGGUUUGCUUUCAGCACAGAUGAAGAUCCGGUUGAUCUUCUCAAACGUUGCAGAGAGAACUGCUGUUUCCCCAAAACAGCCCGCAGAGACCUCCUGAAACUUAGCGAGGAAGAGGCCGGAGUGGUGGCUCAAGCUCGGGCCAUGUUGGCCUGGCACAGCCACUACAGCUUCUGUCCGACUUGUGGCAGCAUCACCAAGCUGGAGGAGGGUGGAUAUAAGAGGACGUGCUUGAACGCCGAGUGCAGGAGCCUGCAAGGGAUUCACAACACCUCCUACCCACGAGUUGAUCCAGUGGUCAUCAUGCUGGUGAUUCACCCUGAUGGAAACCAGUGUUUACUGGGACGGAAGAAGAGCUUCCCAGGUGGCAUGUUCUCCUGUCUGGCUGGAUUCAUAGAACCUGGGGAGACAAUGGAGGCAGCGGUGAGACGGGAGGUGAAGGAGGAGAGUGGCGUGAAGGUUGGCCCGGUUCAGUACAUCUCCUCUCAGCCGUGGCCGAUGCCAUCCAACCUCAUGAUUGGCUGCCUCGCUGUCGCCAUAUCAACAGAGAUCAGAGUGGAUGAGAAUGAGAUAGAGGAGGCUCAGUGGUUCUCUCGCCAACAGGUGAUUGACACAUUGUUCGGAGGUGGCAAAUCAGCCUUCACCACCCCUCCCAGACAAGCCAUCGCCUACCAGCUAAUCAGGCACUGGAUUGACAUGAACUCGAAACUCUGAUCUUCAACUUCCAGUGUUUGCUGCUGCCUGUGAAGGAUGUUUCUGAAUACUGCAGGAUACACACAACAGUUUAAAUUACUGCCAAAACUGGAUCAGCCUUCACCUGAGGGAGAAUGUUAUGGAAUGCAGAAUUCAAACGAAAAGUACCUCCAGGUUCCUUGUAACAUUGUUCCUUGUAAAAUUUCAGCCCUCACAUCAGAGUGGCUAAUUAUUAUGAUAUCAAUCAGCUCACCUACUUUUAAUAGAACAAGAUUCUAAUCACAACAAAAUCUGUAAAAGCAGGAGAAUUUAGUCCAACAAACUGUCUUCUGUCUUAGAGAUGUCCCUGUUUUACAAGUGUGCACUAGCCUGUGUCUAUAUUAAAGUAUAAAAUUCACUAUCUGAUA
This is a messenger RNA of Thalassophryne amazonica, 1770 nucleotides long. RefSeq names its product nudix (nucleoside diphosphate linked moiety X)-type motif 12 (gene nudt12). NCBI's taxonomy places the organism in Eukaryota, Metazoa, Chordata, Actinopteri, Batrachoidiformes, Batrachoididae. The transcript has 8 exons. Gene Ontology annotation, molecular function: NADH pyrophosphatase activity; metal ion binding; protein binding. Gene Ontology annotation, biological process: NAD+ catabolic process; NADP+ catabolic process. Gene Ontology annotation, cellular component: cytosol. Bases 26 to 1384 code for a protein of 452 amino acids. The record is from RefSeq and is a predicted model, not a curated record.